This is a messenger RNA of Anoplopoma fimbria (sablefish), 1899 nucleotides long. RefSeq names its product RAD50-interacting protein 1-like. NCBI's taxonomy places the organism in Eukaryota, Metazoa, Chordata, Actinopteri, Perciformes, Anoplopomatidae. The transcript is spliced from 12 exons. Bases 16 to 1899 code for a protein of 627 amino acids. Gene Ontology annotation, biological process: retrograde vesicle-mediated transport, Golgi to endoplasmic reticulum; regulation of ER to Golgi vesicle-mediated transport; endoplasmic reticulum to Golgi vesicle-mediated transport. The record is from RefSeq and is a predicted model, not a curated record. Gene Ontology annotation, cellular component: Dsl1/NZR complex.
CACAAGAAAACAAAGAUGGCGGCGCCCAGAGCAACAGCAGUAGAGCAAACGAUGAAGAAACCGACUGACAGUUCGUUAAACCCCGUCUACUCGACCAGCCAAGGUAGCGAAUGCUUUUCAGCAGAUUCGGGGACACGAGAGGACUAUCUGGUGGAUUUCCUGGAGAAGGAGGUCGGCUGCGACCUGAAGUCCCUGAAGAAUGUCGGCAACCUGCUGGAAAAACUGCGAGAGGAAAACAGCGUUCUGGAGGAACAGGUUCUGACCGUAUCCAGUUCUGUGCCUCCUAAAGUUUCCGCAGCUCUAUUGGCUGCCGAGGACGCUGUGUCUUCCCUGGAGGACCUGCUGCAGAGAGAGCGACUCAUCUCCAACAAGCUGCACCAGCACCUUCAGGGGGCCCAGCCGUGGAUGGACAACCUCGGCCAGACGCUUAACCAAGUGGACACUAUAGAGAGACACGUGAAAUACCUGCGGUGCCUUCAACAUAUAGAGGAGCUCAGUGCUGCAGUCCAGCAGUGUCUGAUGACCAGCAGUGUGUGGGAGGCCAUACGGGCAGUGGACAACAUGGCCGCGCUGGACGCCGGACUGAGCCGUUCCGGAUGUUCUCACCUCCAGGACUUCCUCCGAGAGACGCUUCACUUCUGGCAUAAGAUCAUCAAAGACCGACUUGCCGGCGAUUUUGAGAAAGUGUUGACUCAACUCCACUGGCCGAUCAUCUCCCCUCCUACUCAGUCGCUGACGCCCACAGCCAACGGUCAGGAGAUCAACAGCCAGCUGGAGCUGCUUGUCACACAGCUGCUCGCCCUGCAGACCUCCGAUGACCUCGUAUCCCAGAGGGCUUUGGCCUCGUGUCAAAGCGCCCCCUACACAGCCUGCUUCCUUAGCCAAAGCCCCGUCCCCAGCCACCCCCUCUGUCUGCCCAUCCAGAUCAUGCUGCUGCCGCUCAGCAGGAGGUUCAGAUACCACUUCUACGGGAAUCGACAGACCAACACCCUCAGCAAGCCAGAGUGGUACCUCACACAGGUUCUCAUGUGGAUGGGGAACAGCUCCGCUUUCAUGGAGGAAAAGAUCCAGCCUAUCCUAGACCGAGCUGGGGCCUCCAUCAGCGCCAUGGUGGAGCUGUGUCGAGGCCUGCUGUCUCUGGUCCAGGAGAAGGUGGCCAGUGACGCCUCCAGGCUGCUGUACGACGAUGUGCUCUUUUGUCACCUGGUGGAGGAGGUGCUGCAGUUCGAGAAGGAGCUGCGGAGCAACCAGUCGUACCCAGCACCGCUGCCCGGUCUGCUCCACCUCCUGCUGGAAGACACAAUCCUUCAGAAGUGGCUCACUGUGGAAAAGAAGAUGGCAGUGGAGAAGAUGGACGCCAUGCUGUCGGCCGAGGGAGCGUGGAGCUCUCAGUACAAAGACAUCAGCGACAUGGACGAGCUGAAGGCUCCAGAUUGUGCCGAGACUUUCAUGACUCUCCUACAGGUCAUCACCGAGCGGUACCGGGCCUUGCCCUGUCCUUCAGCACAACUCAAGUUUCUGGGGCUUCAGAGAGAACUGGUGGAUGACUUCCGCAUCCGACUCACCCAGGUGAUGAAGGAGGAGUCUCGCUGCCCGCUGGGUGCCCGUUAUUGUGCCAUCCUCAACGCUGUUAACUACAUCUCCACCAUCCUGGGAGACUGGGGAGACAAUGUGUUCUUCCUGCAGCUGCAGCAGGCAGCGGUGUCACUUGGUGAGGAGGUGGUGCUGGGAGGCCUGGGGGUGAUGGAGGUGGGUCGCCUGGCCUCUCUGGAGGGCUCUCUGUUUGAAGGCCUGUUGGCGCUGCUGGACCGACUGAAAGGAGACAUGAUGGGACGGCUGCUGGAAUGGACCAUGAGAGAAAUCACAGAGAAAGCCAAACCGUACGGCCAAGACAGGUGA